Messenger RNA from Syzygium oleosum, 1627 nucleotides. Its product is annotated as dnaJ protein homolog. The transcript is spliced from 7 exons. The coding region runs from base 94 to 1353 and encodes 419 amino acids. The record is from RefSeq and is a predicted model, not a curated record. Gene Ontology annotation, molecular function: Hsp70 protein binding; ATP binding. Gene Ontology annotation, biological process: response to heat; protein refolding. Gene Ontology annotation, cellular component: cytoplasm; cytosol. Lineage: Eukaryota; Viridiplantae; Streptophyta; Magnoliopsida; Myrtales; Myrtaceae.
UCUCGCCAGCCGUCUCUGCGCUCGAACCUUCUUCGACAUCCCUCCUCCCGAUCCAUCUGAGGCUUCCCGAGGGUUUUCAAGGGAGACGGGAAGAUGUUCGGGAGGGCGCCGAAGAAGAGCGACAACACCAAGUACUACGACGUACUCGGGGUCUCGAAGAACGCCUCCCAGGAUGAUCUGAAGAAGGCGUACAGGAAGGCCGCGAUCAAGAACCAUCCCGACAAGGGCGGCGAUCCGGAAAAGUUUAAAGAAUUGGCACAAGCCUAUGAAGUCCUGAGUGACCCUGAAAAACGAGAGAUUUAUGAUCAAUACGGUGAGGAUGCUCUCAAGGAAGGAAUGGGUGGAGGUGGUGGAGGCGGAGGCCACGAUCCAUUUGACAUUUUCCAAUCUUUCUUUGGUGGAAGUCCUUUCGGUGGUGGUGGAAGUAGCAGAGGCCGAAGGCAGAGAAGAGGUGAGGAUGUCAUCCAUCCUCUCAAGGUGUCUCUCGAAGAUCUUUAUAAUGGCACGUCCAAGAAGUUGGCACUAUCUCGCAACGUUAUUUGCUCCAAGUGCAAAGGUAAAGGGUCCAAGUCUGGUGCUUCAAUCAAAUGUGCGGGUUGUCAGGGUUCUGGAAUGAAAGUUUCCAUUAGACACCUUGGCCCUUCUAUGAUCCAGCAGAUGCAACAUCCAUGCAAUGAUUGCAAGGGUACCGGGGAGACUAUAAAUGACAAGGACCGCUGCCCGCUAUGCAAGGGUGAUAAGGUGGUUCAGGAGAAAAAGGUCCUGGAGGUAAUAGUGGAAAAGGGUAUGCAAAAUGGACAGAAGAUAAAAUUCCCUGGGGAAGCUGAUGAAGCUCCUGACACCCUAACCGGUGACAUCGUGUUCGUCUUGCAACAAAAGGAGCAUCCCAAGUAUAAGAGGAAGGGAGAUGACUUGUUCUAUGAACAUACAUUGUCCCUUACCGAGGCACUUUGCGGCUUCCAAUUUGCAUUGACUCAUUUGGAUAACAGGCAGCUUCUUAUUAAAUCCCAACCUGGAGAGGUUGUUAAGCCUGACCAAUUCAAGGCAGUAGACGAUGAAGGGAUGCCUAUCUACCAGAGGCCAUUCAUGAAGGGCAAACUUUACAUCCACUUCACGGUGGAGUUCCCCGACUCCCUGAACCCGGAGCAAUGCAAGGCCCUGGAAACAAUUCUGCCACCAAGGUCAUCAGCGCUGCUCACUGACAUGGAAUUGGAUGAGUGUGAGGAAACGACUCUUCACGAUGUUAACAUCGAGGAGGAGAUGCGGCGAAAGCAGGCGCAGGCCCAGGAGGCUUACGAGGAGGAUGAUGACAUGCACGGUGGGGCCCAGAGGGUGCAGUGCGCCCAACAAUAAUGAGGUGCUGAUCAAAUGAAAUAAAUUUAAAAGCGGUGGAUUGGCUAGCAUCUGAACGUUGUGGUUGUGCAACCCUGUGGAGACCGAGUUAUCUUCGAAAUUGUGUUUCCGUUGUUCUAGCUCCUAGAUUUUAGUCUCCUUUUUUUGGAAGUUUGCAUUGAUAUUGAAAGAACGUAAUGAAGAUUUUAGUAUGUGGACCUGCGCGACUUAAAAUUAUGUUAUUGCAUCGUAUAUUUUGUAUGCACUCAAGACAGUGUCGCCUACUGUUCAUUUA